Cajanus cajan (pigeon pea) is the source of this 6429-nucleotide messenger RNA. RefSeq lists its product as uncharacterized. Gene Ontology annotation, molecular function: cysteine-type deubiquitinase activity; protein binding. The record is from RefSeq and is a predicted model, not a curated record. NCBI's taxonomy places the organism in Eukaryota, Viridiplantae, Streptophyta, Magnoliopsida, Fabales, Fabaceae. Gene Ontology annotation, biological process: protein deubiquitination.
AAAUUUAUCACUAUUGUCUCGCUCGCUCUCCUUUUCAUCAAACCCCACCCCUCUUCUGUGGGUAGGUGCUCCUCACUCUCUCUUCUUCCCUUCACAACCCUUCUAGAUUCUUCCGCCGAUCCUUCUCCGGCCACCACUCCCUUCGCUAGGUCAGCUCUUUCUCUCUCUCUUUCCAGCCCUAUUUUCCAUCACUUUAUCUAUCACACCACGCCACACAGCCACGCCCGCACGUGUUUUAUGCACGCGAAUCGGAUUUGUAUGAACUCAACCGAUGGGGCACAAAAAGCGAAACCCUACGCCGCGCUCCAAACAAUCCGCGGCGGCUUCUCCGGCGGCGCAAUCCGGCGUCGGCGGAGCCGCCAACGGUGCCAACUCGCCGGACACUUACGCCUGCAAUGUUUCCGAUCACAACCCUAGCAAGAUCGAAUUGGCUCCUCCCCAAUCGGAGGGUUCCGAUAACUCCACAAUCAAGCUCGAGUGCGAGCGCGCACUCACCACGCAUCGCCGCGGGAACCACACCAAGGCAAUGAAGCUCCUCAAGGAGAUUUGCGCCAGGGAGGAGGGCUCUCCCCACUCCGCCUUCGUCCACCGUGUCCACAGCCUCGUUUGCUUUAAAACAGCGACGGUCAUCACGGACCCGAGCUCCAAGCAGCGGCAUUUGAAGAAUGCCGUCGAGUCGGCGCGCCGCGCCGUGGAGCUCACGCCGAAUUCCGUCGAGUACGCCCAUUUCCUCGCCACUGUGAUGCUGGAGGCGGCGAAUGAAGGGAAGGAUUACGAGGAGGUGGUGCAUGAGUGCGAGAGGGGGCUUGCCAUUGAGAACCCUAGUGAUCCUGCGAAGGAGACAUUGCAGGAUGAGAGCGAGCAGAAAGUUUCUUCCCCUGAAGAGCGGAUAGCGCACGUGCAGAAUGAGUUGAGGCAGCUCAUUCAGAAGUCGAAUAUAGCUUCCUUGUCCUCUUGGAUGAAGAACUUGAGCAAUGGGGAGGAGAGGUUUCGGUUGAUUCCGAUAAGGAGGACUCCUGAGGACCCCAUGGAGGUGAGGCUGGUUCAAACUAGACGGCCUAAUGAGAUCAAGAAGGUCACCAAGACGCCCGAGGAAAGGAGAAAGGAAAUUGAAGUUCGAGUGGCUGCUGCAAGGCUGUUGCAGCAGAAGUCAGAGUCGCCACAUUCGCCGAACGAAGGAGAGAGGGAUGACAGGCAGUUGGAUUCCUCUGCGGGAUCCACUCAGAGGAUUGGUAGUGAUAGGAGGAGGCAUGGGAAUGCGAGAAAGAAUGGCUUUACAGCUGAGAGGAUGAAGUGGGUGUACGGAUAUUGGAAUUCAGUGAGUAUGGAUAUGAAGAAGGAUUUUCUUAGGGUUAAAAUUUGUGAUCUCAAGUCACACUAUGGGUCUUCCAACGAUACUUUGCCGAACGAUAUAUUAUCAGAAGCUUUGUCUUAUGCUGAGGUCAACAAAACGUGGAAGUUCUGGCUUUGCUGCAACUGUGAAAGGAAAGAUUCCAACCCGGAUUCUCAUAGGCAUCAUGUUGUGCAGGAACACAUGGGGAGUCUCUCGCCACAAAUGCAGAGGCUUCUUCCCCAACAUGUUGAUAGUGAAUGGGUUGAGAUGAUUCUUAAUUGUUCUUGGAAGCCUCUGGAUGUCAUAGCUGCAGUUAGAAUGCUUGAUAAUAAAGCAAAGUUCAGGAGUCCUUCAUUUCCUGAGGAUUUAUACUUGGAUCAUCAUACUCCGGACUAUAAUGAUUGUUUCAAAGAUGCAGGCAGCUCUUACAUUGAGAAGGAAAGUCCAGGGGACAGUCUUCGUAAUUAUUCAGCCGAAUGCAACAACUAUUGUAAAAUUAUAGAAAGUGAUGUUAGAGGUGGUGUUGAAGAUCAACUAUCCAUGGCUAAUCCCAUUAUUGAUUGUUGGCCAGUAUCUGAUGACACUGAGCGUGCAAAACUUCUGGAGAAAAUUCAUGCCAAGUUGGAGGUUCUUAUUAGGCACAAAUGUCUUGCUGCUAGUCAUCUUAACAAGGUCAUACAGUUUACGAUGGGGGAGAUACAAGGUCUUGCUGCUGGUUCUCAACUUCUCAAUCAUGGCGUGGACCAAACACCAAUGUGUAUAUGCUUUCUGGGAGCUUCACAGCUCAAGACAAUUUUCCAAUUUCUGCAGGAAAUAUGUCAUGCUUGUGGGGUGGAGAGGCCUGCUGAUAAAGGCAGUAGUCCCACAAAUGAUUUGCUCAAUAUCACUCAAGGUCCUGAGAUUAAAGACAAGAUUGUACUUGAUGGAGAUGCAUCAUGCCUCCAUCUGGACGAGUGUUUACUACAAGGACAAGUCACCCCUGGUACAGCUCAGGGGCCUGUUUUGGAAGAUAUAACCACCUCAAGCUCACCUGAUGGAAUUUCAUGCUAUAAUGAUGCGUUGCUGUCCUGGAUAUUUUCAAGUUCGCCUAUUGGGGAUCAAUUGACAUCAUGGCUGCGGACUAGAGAAGAUAAAAUAAAUAAAGGAAAGGAAAUUGUCCAGCUACUCGAGAAGGAGUUUUAUCACCUACAGGGGUUAUGUGAGAAGAAGGGUGAGCGUAUAAGUUAUGAGGAAGCACUGCAAACAGUAGAGGAUCUUUGUCUCGAAGAAGGUAAGAAGAGGGAAACGGUUGGUGAAUUUGUCCAGCGAAGCUAUGAAUCUGUCUUGAGAAAACGGAGAGAAGAGCUCAUUGAGAGUGAGAAUGAAAUGAUGUAUGUCAGCAAUAGGUUUGAGUUGGAUGCUAUAUCAAAUGUUUUGCAAGAAGCAGAAGCAAGGAAUGUUAAUCAAUUUGGCUAUGAGGAAACUUAUGCUGGUGUGACUUCUCAGUUAUGUGACUUGGAAUCUGGUGAAGAAGAUGAAUGGAGAAUGAAGGACUACUUGCAUCAAAUGGAUGGUUGUAUAGAAAACGCAAUUCAGAAACUGAAAGAGCAUUUAUCUAUAGAGCUUAGCAAAACUGAUGCCCGAAUAAUUAGAAGUUUUACAUCGAUGCAACAAAUGGAAUUCAAGCUUGGACCUGUUUCUGCUAAUGAUUAUCGAGCAAUAUUAGUGCCUCUAGUGAAGUCCUACCUAAGGGCACUUUUGGAAGAUUUGGCUGAAAAGGAUGCAAAAGAGAAGUCUGAUGCUGCAAGUGAAGCCUUUUUGGCCGAACUUGCACUUGAUUCCAAGAAGGCUGUUAAGGGGGGAAGUGAGAGCACAAGACAUGUCGAGAAGACAAAAGAUAAGAAGAAGAAUAAAGAUCACAGAAAAGCAAGAGAUUUGAAGUCCUUAAGUGGUCAUGUGCAGUUCUCACCUCGACCUACAACUCCUGAUUCCAAUCUAAUUCCACCUGAAAGUGACUUCCCAGAUCAUGAGGAUGUUUCUAUGAUCGAUGGUGACGUGGAACAACUUGAAGAGGAAUUUAGACGUAAAAUUGAGCUAGAAGAGGAGGAAAAAAAGCUUGAAGAAACUUUGGAAUUUCAACGAAGGAUAGAAAAUGAAGCCAAACAGAAGCACCUUGCAGAGCAACAGAAAAAAUCAUCUGGGUUAUACUCAGAAGAAGUGGCAGACAAACUUCAAGAUUGUCAAACAAAGGCGGAUGAUGAUCUACCAGAUGCACAUGAACAUGUAAGAGUACCUGUGCAGGAGCAGUUGGUAAAAGAGAACGGAUCACGAAGUAAUCUGGAUGGUGUGCUUACACCCAGAGCAAAUGGUUCCAUGGUUAAUUAUUUGCAUCAGUCCAAAGUUAAACAAUCAGAUGAUCUGCCUAAUGGAGUUGUUCCAGUUCCAGAGAAUGGUCUACCUUUGUCUGGGCGUACAGGUAAAAAACAUAAACGGCAGAAGAAUUCUUCCAGACUGGUUGAUGGAAAGUUUGAAUCUAUCUCAUCAGAAAAAGAGAACACUGAGGAUACACAUACCGAUUAUUGCUCAAGAGAGCAAUUCAAAUUUAAUAACAAUCAAGAUGCUAAUAAUGUGAGGGAAAACAAUGCAUCAGAUGCAGAGGAGGAAAGAUUUCAAGCUGAUCUUAAAAUUGCCGUACGCCAAAGCCUGGACACAUAUCAAGCUCGUGGAAAUUUAUCUUCGGUUUCCAGUUUAAGCAUGUCACAAAGAGCUUCCUCACAGGUAGAUAGUGUCAAUUGUCCUACUGUGGAUGACUCAACCGAUAAUGUGAAUGGGGCGACUUUGCUUGGUACUGGACUGAAGAAUGAAGUGGGUGAAUAUAAUUGUUUUCUCAAUGUUAUUAUACAGUCAUUGUGGCAUUUAAGACGCUUUCGGGUGGAAUUUCUUGGCAGAUCAAGAUCAGAGCAUGAUCAUGUGGGUAGUCCUUGCGUUGUCUGUGCAUUGUAUGAAAUAUUCACUGCACUGGAUAUUGCAUCAAAGGAUUCACGGAGAGAGGCAGUUGCACCUACAUCUCUGCGGAUAGCUCUUAGCAACCUGUAUCCUCACAGUAAUUUCUUCCAGGAGGCUCAGAUGAAUGAUGCUUCUGAGGUACUGGCGGUGAUAUUUGACUGCCUUCAUCGAUCCUUUACUCGUGGUUCAAGUGUUUCUGAUGCAGAAUCAGCUGAAAGCAUCUGUAUGGGGUCGUGGGACUGUGCAAAUGGUAGUUGUAUAGCACAUUCACUUUUUGGAAUGAACAUUUUUGAACAAAUGAACUGCUAUCACUGCGGCCGUGAAUCCAGACAUAUGAAAUAUACUUCCUUCUUUCACAAUAUAAAUGCCAGUGCCCUCCGAACAAUGAAGGUAAUGUUUGCUGAAGCUUCAUUUGAUAAGCUUUUGAAUCUUGUGGAGAUGAACCAUCAGUUGGCUUGUGAUCUAGAAGCUGGUGGCUGUGGCAAGCUCAACCACAUCCAUCACUUUCUUUCAACUCCACCCCAUGUUUUUAUGACUGUCCUAGGUUGGCAAAAUACAUGUGAGAGUGCGGAUGAUAUAACAUCGACUCUGGAAGCCCUGAGCACCAAGAUAGAUAUAAGUGUCCUUUAUCGUGGUUUAGAUCCUAAAUGCAUCCAUAACUUGGUGUCAGUGGUUUGCUACUAUGGUCAACAUUAUCAUUGCUUUGCUUAUAGCCAUGACCAUGGACAGUGGAUUAUGUAUGAUGACAAGACUGUCAAGGUAAUUGGUGGAUGGGCGGAUGUUCUUACAAUUUGUGAAAGAGGGCAUCUACAACCUCAGGUUCUUUUCUUUGAAGCUGUAAACUAAAUUUUUGGUGGAACUGAUAACAUCAUUUGCUGGGCUGAAGAAUGUUGAGUUUGGCAUCCAAUUGGUUCCUGGUGUGGCCCUGUUUAUGCAGAUGCAUUGCAUUUCUGCAUAACAAAAAAGUGGUUUAGGCAAAUAAAUUUGCAAGUUGCAGUGAUGUCAACUAGUUUUGGCAUACAUGCCUCUGUUGGGAUGUAUAGCAUUUUAAAAUUUACUAUACAAUUCAGGGUUUUAGUAGGAGCAGGUUCUGGCGGGGUAUAAUGAUGACAAAUGCAUUUAGUGUAAUUGGAUGACUUAGAAGAGCCCAUGGAGUGAUGUAUGGUAGCGAGCAUCACUGAACACAAGUGGUUCGUUUUGGGAAUCUCAGAUUCAUUCCUUGUAUCCUACCAAUAAGCAGGUUUUGGUAUUUGCUAGAUGAACCACAAUUGGUGGUGGUUGGCCAGCAAUGUAUGAGAAGAUCUUAGGCUGUUUUAUGAUGGAAAUAAUUGCCCAUUAUUAUCGGGAACGUAUAGCAUUUGUACGAGGGGAGUUUAUUCACCAGUUGUCGAAGAAAUUUCCCUCCCACCCCCUUCCCCCAAAACAAAAAAGGGAUCUGUAUAGUUCUUAUACAAUUAGAUUUGUCAAAAUGUCAGCUUGUAGUCACUUAGGCCGAAAAAGGAGUGUCGUUUACUGAUCCUCUGGACUACUAUUCUCCCUUUCAAGAUAUCUGUUUUGGAACGUGCUGCAUGGCAGACUUUGUGCAACCGUAAAUUGAGGAGCUUCCAUUCUUUUGGAUCCACAACACUGUACCUUAUUCUCAUUUACUUUCAUUUGGGUGUGUGUGGCGUGGGAUGGGGGCCCGUCAGUUGCUAUGAUUUAAGAUAAUGAGAACUAAUGUUACCAAUUUAUAGUUGCAGAUGCUAACUGUAGCUUUAAGUGAGGAAAAAGCUGAAAGGUUUUGGCACAAUUUUGUCCUACACUUUAUCGGAAUAGCGUCAAGUGAGAUGGAUUACUAUACAUCAUUGUUCUGUAUACAUUAGUGCAAAAAUAUUGUGCGGUUUAACAUUUAGAAUUGUACUCGUUUUCCCCCAUUCUGUUAGAAGGUUAUUUUGAUACUUGGUGCAAAAUAUCACGCUAAUUAUUGUGAUGUGUAGAGGCAUUUUUUAGAGAUCAUUAGUGUCUGACUCCUACAGCAGAACUCAAAAAAGUUAGUUUAAAUGUUUUCGACAAGAAGUGUUUGAAGAAUUUCUCAUGAAUGGAAUAACAAGAAUUGUAAGCUCUGAAUGUUA